GGCUGCUUAAAUUAAUGUUGCCCUUGUACUGAACAUACAACACAGAAGCAUUUGGUGCAAGAAGAGAAGAUGGCAGCUGCAGGUGCAACUCUGGAGUAUGAUCGGAUGAAGGAGGUGAAAGAAUUCGACGAUUCAAGGAUUGGCGUCAAAGGCCUUGUCGAUUCUGGCCUCUCCACCAUCCCCAGGUUCUUUGUGCACCCACCUGAUAGGCUCUCCACCUUGUCUCCUUCUUCUUUCCUUUCUGUAGACAUCCCAGUUAUCAGUCUGGCCGGCAUUAAUUCCAGUCGUCGAGCAGAAAUAGUCAAUGAAAUCCGAGCAGCAGCCGGUAUAUGCGGUUUCUUCCAAGUCGUCAACCAUGGUGUUUCACAGAAGAUCCUCGGUGAGACGACCAGCGCCAUCAAAUCCUUCCACGAGCAGCCGGUGGAGAUGAAGAAGCAGUACUACGGUCGACAAGAAAGAGGCAGCGUUGGGUAUGCCACCAAUCUUGAUCUCUUCCGGUCCAAGGCAGCCAACUGGGGACAUACACUCCAGGUGUGGACUGGACCAAACCCACCUGAACUCGACCAAAUUCCGGCCAUAUGCCGGAAAGAAGUGAUGGCAUGGGAUGAGAACGUGAAGAGACUGGCUGAGACAGUGAUGGAAUUGUUGUGUGAAGGAUUGGGCGUCACACCAAGUAAAUUGAAGGAGCUCAAGUGUUUAGAAUCAAGGGCAAUGGUGGGUCACUACUACCCCUAUUGCCCGCAGGCAGAUCUGACAAUGGGAUUCCCACCUCACACUGAUCCAGGAGUACUAACGGUGUUGUUGCAAAAUGAGAUCGGAGGGCUGCAAGUGAAGCAUGGAGAGAAAUGGGUGGAAGUGAAGCCCCUGCCCGGAGCUCUGGUCAUUAACAUUGGAGACUUUCUACAGAUCUUGUCUAACAAUGAAUACAUGAGCGGGCAGCAUCGUGUAUUGGCCAACCGUGUCCGAGAGCCACGAAUCUCUAUAGCUGUUCUAAUCAAUGUGGAUAAAACAGAAAACUCAGACAGUUAUGGACCAUUGGAAGAGCUGCUGUCACCCGAAAAACCAGCCCUCUACAGAAAAUUUACAAUCGAAGAAUUCGAAAACAAGUUCUUUACCAAAGAGAUUGCUGAUAAGCCUCUGAUAGAUUUCUUUAAACUGUGAGGAGUGGAGCUUGGAAGUGGAAAAGGAAACUGCUACCAUUUUUGACAAAACCACAUCUCAUCAUAUCUACCAUACAAUCUAUGUGCAAUAAUCAAAUUAUUGGUUUUCAUUCUUGUCUUAUGUGAUGGAACCUCCUUAAUGCCCAAACUAAUAGACUCGUAUAUACAAA
Nelumbo nucifera (sacred lotus) is the source of this 1330-nucleotide messenger RNA. RefSeq names its product 1-aminocyclopropane-1-carboxylate oxidase homolog 4-like. NCBI's taxonomy places the organism in Eukaryota, Viridiplantae, Streptophyta, Magnoliopsida, Proteales, Nelumbonaceae. The record is from RefSeq and is a predicted model, not a curated record.